Molecule: messenger RNA, 896 nt
Organism: Patiria miniata (bat star)
Lineage: Eukaryota; Metazoa; Echinodermata; Asteroidea; Valvatida; Asterinidae
Exons: 2
Molecular function (GO): zinc ion binding; nucleic acid binding
Source: RefSeq, a predicted model, not a curated record
CAGACGACGUCGGAACAAGUACAGCAGCUGAAGCGAGCUUCGGAGCUGAGCUUUCGCUUCAAAGGAAACAAAACCCAAUAUGAUUUCAAUGCAGAUAUUGUAGAGAAAUUAGGAAGGGCAGAAAAUUGUCUCAAAGAAGACGACGGUGGGUCAGCAAAAUCCCUGGUGACAGAGGUCAUUGCAGAUGUAAAAACGCGAAACAAGCUGAUAAGACUAGUAGCCGAUAAAUCUGACGCAGGCUGGACAGCUGUAGAUGAAUACCUCAGUGACGAGCUCGCUAGUGACUCCGAGGAUGACAAAAGAAUCAGACAAGCUCAAGCACGGGCGGUACGGAAAAAACGCCUUCAGAAAAGCAGUCAGCUUGCGAACAAGCGUCAACGUCAAAAUGCUACAGUGGAGCAGUUUUCUCCUUCUACUUCUGGCACUAGGCUUUUUCGAAGCUUUCAGCCAAACCGUAGAUUCAUGCCUGGGGCUACCUCAGCUUGGAGCGCAGGACCCAAGCCAACGGACUUGUGCUUCGCCUGCGGGAAACCAGGUCAUUGGAGACGCAACUGUGGAUAGCAAAGGCAGGCAGUGGUGGGAGGAACUAGAACCAGCAGGGGGUAGUACAACUCAGCCCCGACAGUGGUGAAUCAGACGACUCACAUAGUGAAGCAGAAAAUGUAAAUACAGAACAUUAUUGCUCAAUUCCAAAUACAAAAGGUAGCAAUAACAAUUUACAUUUUAAUCUUUAUAAUGAGAAGAACAACUUUUUAAAAAUUCCCAAAUCAGACAGAACAAGAGAUCGUGAUGCUUAUUAACAGGCAACUAUAAACCAAUCUGGGCAUGCUAUCAAUUCUAUCACGAAGGCCCCCUUAUAAAUAGCGAAAGCAUUGUGCUAGCUUUUGUUCAGAUAA